Molecule: messenger RNA, 1710 nt
Organism: Chiloscyllium plagiosum (whitespotted bambooshark)
Lineage: Eukaryota; Metazoa; Chordata; Chondrichthyes; Orectolobiformes; Hemiscylliidae
Product: protein ABHD15-like
Biological process (GO): lipid metabolic process
Molecular function (GO): monoacylglycerol lipase activity; short-chain carboxylesterase activity
Source: RefSeq, a predicted model, not a curated record
UGGAAGUUUGGACUGUUGGUGAAUUCACCAUUCUGAACUUAUCUCUAGGGAAUAGGUAAAAAAUUUUGCAAUCUUGGUGAGUUCAUUAAUCUGAAUUGAUCCUCCAUGAGAACGGUGAAAGUUUGGACUGUGCACUCUUUGUGAAUUUACUAAUAUAAACUGAUCCUCCAGGAGAGAGGUGCAAGUUUGGACUGUGCACUCUUGGUGAGUUCACUAAUCUGAAUUGAUCUUCCAGGAGAGGGGUGGAAGUUUGGACUGUGUGCCGCACUCUGGCGGUUUCAGCUCUUGCCCCAGUUGGUGAAGGGGUGGGAAAUGUUGAUCUGGGACAUUGCUGUCUGGUUAUUGCUGGUCGCUUUGCUGCUCGGACUGUACUUCACCGUCACUUCAGCGACUCGGGAGGCAGACGAGGAGGACAGCGUGCCGCAGCUGAUCUGCAAGCCUUCAGCUCUGGCCAGCUACCUGACACAGAACUGUAAGAGCUUCUGGCUGUUCCCGCGGGCGGGCUGGCCGCACCUGCAGAGCGUGUGCAGCGGCGUGUGGCCGGGAGCCGGGAGCCUGCACUUGGUGCGGGAGCACCUUCAGAUGUCGGACGGGGGUGUGAUCGCUCUGGACUGGGCUGUCCGCGGAGGGGGGGUGGGGGUGGUGGGAGACCGGGGCUCCCCCUCCCCGCUGCCUGUCCUGCUGCUGAUCCCCAACAGCCUGGGGGCGGUGAGCGGUCACUGCCGCCGCCUGCUGCAGCUCGCCCUCCGCCGCGGCUACCGGCCCCUGCUCUUCAACCGGCGCCUCCACAACGGGGUGCCGCUCACCAGCCGCCGCCUGCUGCCCCUCGGGGACCCCUCGGACCUGCGGGAGGCCGUCAGCUACAUCCGCUACAAGCACCCGCUCGCCCCUCUCUUCGCCGCCAGCGAGAGCACCGGCUCGGCCUUGCUGCUGUCCUACCUGGGCGAGUGCGGCUCCUCCAGCCACAUAACGGCAGCCGCCUUCAUCUCCCCCAUCCUCCGGUGCCAGCAGUGGCUGGAGAAUGGGCCGAACGGCCUCUACCGCUGGUUCAUGUUGUGCUACCAGAAAACCAGCCUGAGCAGAUACGCCACUGCUCUUGGAGAAAUGAUAGAUACAGAGAAGUUAUUCAGAAGCUGCACUCUGAGAGAAUUGGAGGAAGCAUUGUUUUGUCAGUCAAAGCUCAAUAGUUUGAGCUGGGCUUCCUAUUGGGAGAAAAAUGAUCCAUUAAGGGAUGUGGAUGAGGUUGCAGUCCCUCUUCUGUGCAUCUGCAGCAAAGAUGACCCAUACAGAGGCAAUCCAGAGGUUACAUUGCCUUUUGAGUUAUUUGAAACCAACCCCUAUUUCUUCCUUUUGUUAACCAAGCAUGGAGGACAUUGUGGCUUUUUAAAUAGCAGCUGUUCCUCAUGGAGUCAUGAAGCUGUAUUGGAAUACUUUAAAUCAGUCAGUGAUUUUUUUAGGACUGAAGAAAGGACAAAGCGUGUUUACAGAAGAAAAAUGUCAAUGGCGUCCCACAAAAGGAGGGGAGCUACUACUCACAAAAAAGAAUGUUUGUUCUCAUAAUAUUCAUGAGAUUUUUAACUGGCAACAAUAGUAUACAAGAUGAAAUAAAUUGUCUCUUUGGUUAUCAAUCCUUAAAUAUAAAGCAAAUGAUGAAGCAUAGAAUUAUUAGAUCCAAUUUCUAUACAUAUAAAAUAGGUCUAUUGUUUAGGU